AUGAACAGCACCUCGUCCUCAGGGGCAUCACCCUCCUCCCAGCCCAGCUCCCUCACCCUGGAGGACAUGAAGCACCUCUUUGGGGAUGGCCUGUUCAGCGCUGAGCCCCUGAACCUCGAUGAAAUCCCAGAGAAGUUCCAGUCCCACUGCCCUGCCCUAGAACAGGACAGGCCCAGGAACUGGAAACAGCUGGAGCAGUGGCUGGUGGACCUGCAGGCUGAGGUGACCUGCCUCCAGGGACACCGUGACCGUUGUGCACGUGCCGUGCUGGGCCUGGUGCAGGAACUGCUCCAGGUGCGGGCCCAAGUCCAACUGCAGAACGCUGAACUGAAACAGCUGCAGCAGCAGCACACACAACAGUUAACUCGGGACCUCAACCAAGAGUCCUGCGAGCUCUCUGGCACUCUGAGUCAAACCCAGAUGCUGGCCUUGGACAAAAGGUUGGUGGAGGUCCGAGAGGCCCUGGCUCAGAUCCGGAAGAAGCAAGCAUUCCAGGACUCAGAGCAUAAGAGCUCGGACCAGGAGCUGACCCUCAGGGUGAACAAGCUGAUGGGGAACCUGAGGCAGGAGGGCCAUGACCGGAGGGAAGCCUGCAGCGCCCUGCAGAAAAGCCAGGAGGAGACUAGCCAGCGAGUGGAGCAUGAGGUGGCCAGGAUGCAGGCGCAGAUGACCAAGCUCAGUGAGGAGAUGAGCCUGUAUUUCCUGAAGAGGGAGGCCAAGCUGUGUGGUUUCCUGCAAAAGAGCUUCCUAGCUGUGGAGAAGAAACUGAAGGCAGAGGAGAGAGCCCGGCUGCAGACAGAGGCCAGCCUGUGGGAGGAGCUGGAGAACCGCUGGCAGGUGCUGCAGGGGUGCUGUGAGGAGAAACUACAGGCCCUACGUGGGCAGCACGAGCAGGAAGAAUCGCGCCUCCAGGAGCAGUGUCGAGGCCUGGACAGAGCAGUGAUCCAGUUGACCAAGUUUGUGCGGCAGACCCAGGUGUUGCUUGACCACGUUCUGCAGACCCGGGAUGCCAGGGGACAUGUGGAGGAAAUCCAGGCUGGAAAGCUGACCUCCUACCUGCAGGAGAACCUAGAGGCUAUGAGGCUGGCCAGAGAACUGGCCCAGCAGGAGGCGCACAGCACCAUAGAGUUGCUCCAGGAGAAGUGCCGGGCUCUGGAGCUAUUAGCUGCAGAGCUGUCCCAGCAGGUGAAGGACCUGGGUGACCACCUGGUGGCCCUGAACUGGAGGCUAGACAUACAUGAGCAUACUCUGAACCUGCAGCUGUCAGAAGUGAAGAAUGGAUGGCAAGGCAUGAAGAAGUCAUCCCUGGAGGAUCUGGCCAUGUGGCAGCAAGAGACCGAAGUGCACCUGAGAGAGGUGCAAGAGAAGGUGGACAGCCUCCCCCGGCAGAUAGAAGGUGUGUCAGACAAGUGCAUUCUGCACAAGAGUGACAUGGACCUGAAGAUUGAAGUUGAGAGCAAAGCCAGGGAGUUCCAGGUGGAGACACUGAGGCAGGAUCUGGCUGCCCUGCUCUCCUCAGUGCAGCUGCUCAAGGAGGAUCACCCUGGACGAAAGAUUGCUGAGAUCCAGGGCAAACUGGCCACGUUCCAGAACCAAAUUAUGAAGUUGGAAAACAGCCUCCAAGAUAACAAAACGAUCCAGAAUCUCAAGUUUAAUGCAGAAACCAAGCUGCGGGUGGAGGAGAUCGCCUCGCUUCGAGAGAGCAUGCUGCGUCUGUGGAGUGAGGAGGGCCCAUGGGCGCUGACCCUGGGGGGCCGACGGCUGCUCAUGUCCCUGGUGCGCCAGCGUUUCUUCAUCAAGGACGUCGCCCCCAGCGAGGGGACCUCAGUGAACCAGUGGGGCGUAUACCAGGCCACCAGGUGGCUGCGGUGGAAGGCUAAGCUUCUGAGCCUGAGUACCCUACAUAGGCCGAACUCACUCCCCGCACUCCCUGAGGAGGCCCAGCGCCCCGAGCCCAGCACGAGCUGCCCUUCUCGGCCCCUCCUCCACUAA
Molecule: messenger RNA, 1992 nt
Organism: Elephantulus edwardii (Cape elephant shrew)
Lineage: Eukaryota; Metazoa; Chordata; Mammalia; Macroscelidea; Macroscelididae
Gene: CCDC154
Product: coiled-coil domain containing 154
Exons: 16
Coding region: 1-1992 (663 amino acids)
Biological process (GO): bone mineralization involved in bone maturation
Source: RefSeq, a predicted model, not a curated record